AUGAACUCCUCCAAGUACAUGCGCGCUUCUGCUGCUCAAAGAUCUAUGAUCACAGAAUUUCGUGGCGCCGAACUGGAAAGCCGAAAAGGGCUAACAAAGCAGGCGAUCGCCGACAACAUGUUCAGGACAGCCAAGGCGGUCUCAUCGGGCAGCCAGGAAUCAGCAGAGUCCUUGAGACUCGCUCAAGAAAUAGCUGCAUCCAACGGCUAUCCCCCAAACACCGUAGCUGCUCGGCACCUCCCGAGACCUAAUGUUGGUCAUCUAGCGCUUCAAAAUGAAAUAGCUACCGAAAUGCGGAAGAAAAUCAAAGAGACUCUCAACGCAGUGAAGAAGACGCUAUCAUCUGACGUGGUGCAUUUGAAAGAAGAUGCCGCACUCGAAGAUGACACGAAAUCAAUGUUUCGCAGCUGA
Ostertagia ostertagi is the source of this 411-nucleotide messenger RNA. Lineage: Eukaryota; Metazoa; Nematoda; Chromadorea; Rhabditida; Trichostrongylidae. The record is from the annotation of a GenBank genome assembly.